GAUGAGUCUGACGGUUUCGCUUUGGCAAGUUUUGGAUUGCUAAAGCUCGGAACAGACUUGCAGCAGCAACUCGCGCAAGCUGCGUGGAAGCUCAGAGGGGCCAAGACAGCCACCGUGGCAAGGUUCAAAAGGAUGUUCAGUGAACUGCUGCUGCAUUUUCGGCCUACGGGCAGCCUGACCUCACAGGCUGCAAUGAUGCAGCAGGACAGACAAGCACUGCACGUCGUGAUGCAGCAGGCAGCAUGUUAUUUGGUAGUUUUCUCAGCUUUUUUGAUUGGGGCCGCCUUGCUGGCUACCCUGUCAAAGCUGUGUGCUGGUGUGAAUCCCAAGACCCACAGGGUGGUGAUGCUCCUUGUCCGAAGGGCUUAUGAUGAAACUCCUUCGGAUAUCAGCGUCGCUUGGAUGACACAUUCUGAAUUGGGUGCAUUUAACAAGAAGCGAAGCAAGCAGGAGGGGACUGCGAAAGUCCUCCAGACCCGAUGCGAUGUUUUGAUUCUGAUGAAUCAUGUCUCGAGCGCGACCUACUACAGCAUGAGGAUUCCCAUGCCUUGCUGGCUCAUGGCGCUGGAGAAAACAAAUGCUCAGACGACUGCCAAGGCCCAGAGGUCAAUUCUGGACAUGAUUCCUGGCCUCCAGUCCUUCGGCCAAAAGGCCAAAUAUAAUCUGCAACUCGUGACAACCGAUCGCUGUGCUUCCAACUUGAAAGCCGAGAGACUCCUCGACACUGGGGGAAUCAACGGCUGCACAACACAUCAUUUUUGUGUUGUGCAUAUGACCCACACCUGUCAAUCCAAGACCGUCCAGAUGCUGGACGGUCAAGUCACCGGGAUGGUUGCUACAGCUUUGACUUGUAUGGACGCGGGAAGCAUCCGAUCGCUUCGAUCAUCGAUGGAGAAGGUUCUGAAAGACAAGGUGCAUUUGUGCUUCGGGUCUCGGCCGGAGGAUCCGUUUGCAAACGAGUACAGAUCUGCUGUCUUGGAAACCUUCCUACCCUUGCAGGACGAUGAUGGAGAUGAGCAUGUUCUUGGCAGGAUGCAAGAGCAUUACUUGCAAAGAAAGCGAAGUCGAGCCAUCAUCAACUUCUUCCUGCACGGGGACCUGCAAGACCAAGAUGAGAUAUGGUUCUGGAGUGAAACAUGGGGACUGGAGCAAGAGCAUGUUGUGCAACUCAUGGCAAAAUGGCUCAUCCCAGUUUUGCUUCCAAAGCGGCCUCCAAUCUUUUCGCGCACCCGAUGGGACGGGUUCCAUGACUCUCUCCUGUGGUUCGGACUGGCACAGGCUUGCCAUGGCUUGCUUCGCCCUACGCUGCAAGACUUUCUGAAUGUCACUCCGACGGUGCUGCCGCGUGCGGCAGAGGAUGACCGUCAGGAGGUCGAUGCAGAUGAGGCAGACAUGGAGGCUGUCACCGGGAACAUCGACUGGAAGGAGCUCAAGGUGAAGAUGCGGCAGAAAGUGCAGGUGUGGCUUCAACAACCGUUGUUCCCACCUGUGCUUCUUAUGCUUCAGGCCUUGCGGCCAAUGUCUCGAUUUUACCACCGCCUGAUUUAUUCGGGCGGUGCGGAAUGGGAAGACAUUGAGAGGACGAAAGAGAGUCCCAAGGCUGCCGCGGCGCGGGAAUCAGAUCUCAAUGCUUACCGGCGGAGUGUGAGUGACACCUUCCACGAGCAGAUCGUGCUUCUCCCGCGAUGGUGUCACUUCCGCCACUACCAGGUGCUUCUGUUUCGCAUGCUCAGCCGCAAUGUGUGCAGCACGGAGUUUCUGAUCGGCACAACCUACAGGUCAUACCCAAUCAAGCUCUUCAAGAGUUUAGACAAGGUGCACGAGGCGAAGGAUCCGGAGUGCAUGCACUGCCGUCUCACAAAGCUGAUCCUCUCGGAGGGUUGUGACCUGGACAGUCCUGAGUCGCAAGCUGUUCUGACGGCCAUCGCUUCAAUGUUUCAGUUGCACAUUGCUUCGAUAGAAGCCCGCCAUGCAUCAACACGGAGAAUCACAACCAUCAAAUCGGUGCAAACACACCGCCCGACACUGACGGCCGUGGGGGCCGAUUGGUUCUGCCGUGACAUGCCUGUGUCCGGAACAGCCCAAGCAGACACCGUGCCGCCCGAGCCGAAGCAGCCGGAGCGAAAGAAUCCUUGGAAUGCAUUCCUCAGCGAGAAGUGCCGCCGCAGAAUCUCUGACCUCGGCAGCACUUCGUACGCUGCUGUCGUUGAGGAGUACCGUAGCUUGACACCCGCAGAGCAUCAGAGGUACCAAGAGAUGGCAGACGUGGCUUUCUGUGCGAGAGCCCGAGGUCUGCCGGGUUAUGCUCAUCAUGGUGCUAUUCCUGCAGCAGCGGCAUCAUCUUCUGGCUCUGGCAAGGAAGUGGCCGUGGAAGCUCUUGUGGCUGUGCCUGCCGCUGGCCACCAGGAGUUGGCAGUCCCUGACCAGGCUUACAAGUUGAUGGCUGCAGACUUGUCAGACAAACUGCAGGUGGUUCAGCAGGAGUAUCACAGGCGAUCUGCGUCUGUGAAAGACUGGUGUGACAUUUUUCGCGACAGCCGGGUUCAGCAUCGGCAAGAUCAAGAGCAUCUUUUUCGAGAAUGUGGUGUGGUGGAGCAUGUGCCUGCGCUUAAUGGCCUCGUGUCGGCGGAAAUGCGCGUACCAGCGGACAAGAUCGGCGAAGAUCUGCUCUCAGUUGGUGAAAAGAGCACCUUGCGGGCCUCUCUUUUGGACAAGUGGCAGAGCAUGUGUGACUUGAUUUUGAACACAGAUGAGACACCAUUUCCAGAUGCUUCAGAUGCUCUUCCAACUCGUUGUGCACAGCUCGGCAUGUGUGUCUGUGCUUCACGUGGCUUGCAAGCUUACCUCUUUCAUUGCAGGCUGAUUUUCUGUUUGAAGGCAUUCUUCACACCCAAGAGAUCCCGCAAGAUUCGGGAUGCUGCUGGCAACAUGGUGAUCAAGGAGCUGUCGCAAGCCGAGCAGCAUCAGCAGACAAAACUGAAAUCCAACCGAAAGCUUCUGGAUGAUGGUUUCGUUGUUGUUUGCUUGCGGCCAUCCAGCCGAACUGCCGCAGCAGAAGAGGUUCUGCCUCACAAGUACAUGCACUCCUCCUGGAAAGCUUUGGCCCUGACUGCAAUGAAUGUCAGUGCGGAGGGUGAAGCAGAUUCUCCAACUUCCCUCUGGCUCCAUCUCGGCCACAUCAAUUAUACGACGUGGGCUCUCGGUGUGUUGCGUCUGGACGAAGCUGGUGCUGAUGAGGCUCGGCCUGAGUACACGAAGCUUCAAGUGCCCACACCUCAAGAAUGUUGCCAUUCCGUCAGAAUGUUUGAGCAAAGCGGCAUCAAUUUCAGUGGCCCGUGGCAGUUCACUGUCAGCAUGAUCUUGAGCAACAAUGAUGAGCUGGAAAGGGCCAGCAUGCGACCCGACACAGUGCUUGUGAAACAGCAUGCAGAAGUGCCCAACAUGGAAUUCUGGCAGGGCUGGCCGGCAGAACAGGCCCGCCAUGAAAAGAACUCCAAAAGUCGACCUGUGCCUUCAUCUGGCAAGCGGAAGAAGGAGACAUCUUCAGCCACAGCUGGGUUCCGGAAAAGAACCAAGUCUGCGCCGGGCUCAUCCACAGAUGCCGUGGAGCCUCUGCCUGCGCACGAACCGGAGGACGAUGUGGCUGGAGAUCCAGUGGAAGAAGAUCUUCUGCAUGAUGAGGAAGUCCGCAGUGAGGCCUCCAGCACUCCAUGGUCUGAGUAUGUGGCCGAUGCUUUGGAGAGGGAGGAGCCUGGGUAUGAUGGAAGCUUGAAAGCGGAAGGCUCCGCUGCAGCCGCUGCAGCCGCUGCAGCAGCGCCAGACAUUGCUGCAGGUUCUGUCGAUGAUGCUGAUAUGGGUCCUGCUCGUGCAGACACAGCCCACCCACGUGCCGAACCACGCCCGACAACUGUGGUGGGCUUCAAGAGUUUAGGAGACCUUCGCUUCAAUGCCAAAGACUGUCACAUCAUGGCGGACAGUGCAGCUCUUCACAAGAGCACAAGCAGAUGGCAGUGCCUCGACAUCUCAGUCUUCUGUCUAGGCAGGAAGCGAGAGCUGAGUUCAUGCGAGAACCACAUGCUGCGGAUGUUGCGAGUCACGAACGCACACGGAAUCACGAUGAUUUUCGUCGUCUUCCUGCGCAAGGACGUGUAUGGUGUCGCAGAUGCUGGUUUCCUUGCCAAGACUUACAAGGACCUCAUCACGAAGCAGCAGGAGGCGACCCCGAAGAAGCUCAGCGAUCUUUUGCCAGAGAGGAGGCUGGAGGACGUGCCGCGAGGGGUGACCCCGAUGGACUGCCAGGUUCUUCUGCUGCAAUUCUGUCAGUCAGCAGUGUGGAGCUCCGAGUGGUUAGCAGUUCAGUGCAUGGACACGACAUUUGGGCAACAAGACCUGGUCACAUUAUUACACUUGUUGAUUGAUAGAUUUCGGAGUUUGGAGUUUUACUCAGAAUGGUUGUAUGCUUCGUGA
Molecule: messenger RNA, 4467 nt
Organism: Symbiodinium sp. CCMP2592
Lineage: Eukaryota; Dinophyceae; Suessiales; Symbiodiniaceae
Source: the annotation of a GenBank genome assembly